Eremomyces bilateralis CBS 781.70 is the source of this 448-nucleotide messenger RNA. RefSeq lists its product as uncharacterized. The record is from RefSeq and is a predicted model, not a curated record. The transcript has a single exon. The coding region runs from base 109 to 357 and encodes 82 amino acids. NCBI's taxonomy places the organism in Eukaryota, Fungi, Ascomycota, Dothideomycetes, Eremomycetales, Eremomycetaceae.
GACUGGUCCUUUGUUUUGAGGGAGGGUUAACCGCCGGGCGGGGGCUCGACCGCUGGAUCGGUAGCUCGUAGAGUAUUGGGUACCGGUACCCAGACACUAGACGAGGGGAUGGUAUCCGAACGGGUGUACAACCGUCCGUCCGAUGGUGAGAUCGGGGUUGUCGGAAGCUUCGAGGUCCUCAGAUUCCGAUUGCGCGAUGGAACAUGGCGUCAGGUCGGGGUGGCAUGGACGGGACAACUGAAGCGGAGAACGGAACAGGUCUCGUCGGAGGAGCGGAUUGGAAGGGGUGGAAGAGCGGAAGCUUGUGGUUGGGCUAGGUUCACGGGACCAGUGAAUUGGAGGUCGUCACGGGGGUAGCAGGUGUCGGUAAUGUGCUAAAAUGUGUAAUCCGAGGAGGAGGGAUAGAAGAAUCCAGCAGCGAUGGUGGCACAGGAAGUGAGAUUCUGUC